Molecule: messenger RNA, 5377 nt
Organism: Scomber japonicus (chub mackerel)
Lineage: Eukaryota; Metazoa; Chordata; Actinopteri; Scombriformes; Scombridae
Gene: camta2
Product: calmodulin binding transcription activator 2
Biological process (GO): regulation of transcription by RNA polymerase II
Cellular component (GO): nucleus
Molecular function (GO): transcription coregulator activity; double-stranded DNA binding; protein binding
Source: RefSeq, a predicted model, not a curated record
CCGAGCUGCUAAACAACAAACACAGAUAUUAAAUAAGCGGUUGAAUGAAAGAGAGGAGCGGGGUUUGGGUUAGAGAGAGCAGAGCAGGAGCUGGAGCUGAGCCCGGAGCAGCUGGUGUUUAAAGGCGAGGUUAAAGUUAGCGAGCUCCGCGGGCCGGGAGGGGCCGAGCCGCUGCAGCCGGGAGAGGAGCGCUGUCAGGCGGCCACAGCCAGCAGGAGAGACCGCGGUCUGAGCCGGGCCUCCUGGAGCUCUGGAGUGGGGCAGUGCGGGCGGCCGUGCGUUGUGUGAGAAUCAUCUAUCCUGCAUGGACUCGUCGCCAUGAGCAACAAGGAGAUGGUUUCCACGGAGACAGAGAAUAAAGGACAGAGGAAAGUGUUUCUUCCUAACAAGCUGCUGGAGUGUCUCCCUCGCUCGUCCAGUCUGCCUAACGAGCGGCUCAGGUGGAAUACUAACGAGGAGAUCGCCUCGUACCUGAUUUCAUUUGACAGACAUGAUGAGUGGCUCUCCUGCUCCCUGAAAACCAGGCCGAAGAACGGCAGCAUCAUCCUCUACAACAGGAAGAAGGUGAAGUACAGGAAGGACGGAUACUGCUGGAAGAAACGGAAGGAUGGGAAAACGACGAGAGAGGACCACAUGAAGCUGAAGGUCCAGGGCAUGGAGUGCCUGUACGGUUGCUACGUUCAUUCCUCCAUUGUGCCAACAUUCCACAGACGAUGUUACUGGCUGCUGCAGAACCCAGACAUCGUGCUGGUCCACUACCUGAAUGUGCCGUCCCUGGAGGAUUCUGGGAAAUGCAGUCAGCUGCUGUGUGCGGUGUCGGACCGUCACGACAGCGUGAGGUGGAGCCGAGACGACCUGCUGAGCCAGCUGAAGCCCAUGUUCCACAGUAUGAAGUGCUCUCUGGGUUCGGGUGAUUUCAGCAUAGAGGAACUGGUUCAGCACAUUCUGGACCGUCAGAGAACCAAACCGCAGCCGCGCACACACACCUGCCUCUGCAACACCGCCCAGGUAUCUUCAGGAGUGAACAUUCCUCACCGCUGUAACAGCACCAAGCAUCGCAUCAUCUCCCCCAAACUGCCCCCCUCCUCCUGCAGACCCUCCCCCUCCCCGCUCUCCUCGGAGGUGGGGGGGGAGGCCGGGAGAGGAGGUGGGGGUGGAGGAGGAGGAGGAGGAGGAGGAGGAGAUGCCAAACUGCCCCACCUACAGGCUCAGAGCAGCCCCGUGUCCUCUCCCUGCCCCCCCUCCUCCUCGGCCUCAUCCCCGCCGCAGCCCCACAGAGCCACCAUCACCAUGGGCAACCACGGCAACGGUUUCUACGGCGACCACCGCAGCAACCUGACGACGGUGGCGCUGCCCCAGAACGCGGUGAUCGUCAUGGCGACGACCACGGCCAUCUCUGGGGGAGGAGGGGGGGGAGGAGGAGGAGGAGGAGGAGGAAGCACUCACUCCGGCCAAUUAUUGCUCUCCCCCUCCCUCCCCCCUCCCACUUCUGCUGCCCCCGCCUCCCCCUCCCCUCCCUGCUCCUCCCCCGCCCCCCCCUCUCACCCCCCUCCCGUCCAGGCCACCCUCUCGCUCACCCUCCUGCCCUCCCCCGUCAUCGGAGGCCUGCUCCUCACCCCCUCCUCCACCUCCUCCUCCCUACGCUCCCCCCCUGCUCCUCCUGCAGCUGCCUCCCCUCCCUCCUCCCCCUCACCUCCCCCGCCCACCCCGUCCCUCCCCCCGGCCUUUGACCCCGACUCCUUCCUUAACUCCCCCAAACAGGGCCAGACGUACGGCGGCCCCCCUCCCCCCUGCUCCUCCACCCCCUCCCCCGUCCUCUGCUCCUCCUCACCCCUCUCUCCCCCCUCCCUCGCUCUCUCCCUCUCCCCCACUUCUAUCCCUCCCUCCUCCGUCUCCCCUCCCUCCUCGCUCUCCUCCCUCUCGUCCUCCUCCUCUUCGUCCCCCCCCUCCUCCUCUCUCCCCCCCUCCCUCGCGCUGUCUCCCACCUCCUCCGUUGCGCCCCCCCUCCUCCCCCUCUGCCUGGAGCUGGGUGCUCUGGGGGACGCGGGGAGGGACGGGGGGGAGGCUGGGGGCGAUGAAGAGGAGGUGAAGGAGAGGAGGGGUGAUGAGGAUGAUGAUGAUGAUGAUGAUGAUAAUGAUGAAGGCAGCGGUCCUCCUACCAAGCUUGCUCUGCUGCAGCCGAGCCACGCCUCCUCCUGCUCGUCGCCUCGGCAACAGACAGGAAGUAGCGCUGCGUCGCUACUCCUGGUUUGUCAGGACUCGGCGCCGAGCCCGGCCUCUCCGUCGGCCAAUCAGACGCUGCGGCAGCCGGACGGGCAGCAGCCAUUGGUCCUGGAAAAGCCCUUUAAUCGCCUGUCGGGACCAGAAGCCCCGCCCCCCCCGCAGGUAUCCCAUCAGCCCCUGGGGCCGCCGCAGAGUCGGCCGCCGCUGUUCGCCGACACCAACGUGGCCGACACCCCGGCUGACAUCACCAUGGCGACGGCUCCCCCGGCGACGCCGUCGGUGCAGGUGAAGGAGGAGAGGGGGCGGGGCUACGAGUCGGAGGACGCGUCCAUGGAGACGCAGCAGGAGCCGGAGCCCUGCGAGCGGGGGGGCGGCGAGGAGCUCGACAUCUCCUUCGACAGCCAGUUCCCCGACCUCAUCUCUGACCUCAUCACCGAGGAGGCCAAUCCCGUCGCAGCGCCCGCGGCCCCCGCCGUGUUCCCCGCGGGGAUCCGGUACAUGGUUCCCCCCCAGCCCUCCCCCUCCUCCUCCUUCCUGCCCUUCCCCCACCCGAUGCCCUCCUCCUCCGGGCUCGCCGCCAUCACUGACUUCUCCCCAGAGUGGUCCUACCCCGAGGGCGGGGUGAAGGUAUUGAUCACAGGACCGUGGAGCGAGCUGUCGGGUCGAUACUCGUGUGUGUUUGAUCAAAGCUCCGUCCCCGCAUCACUGAUCCAGCCGGGAGUGCUGCGCUGCUACUGUCCAGCCCACGAGGCCGGUCUGGUGUGUCUUCAGGUUCUGGAGUCCGGCGGUUCUGUUUCGUCUUCGGUUCUGUUCGAGUACCGAGCGAGGAACGCCAGCUCACUGCCCAGCUCGCAGCUCGACUGGCUCUCAUUGGACGAUAAUCAGUUCAGGAUGUCCAUUCUGGAGCGUCUAGAGCAGAUGGAGCGCAGGAUGGCAGAGAUGGCCGCCCGGGACGUUAACCACCAGCAGCAGCAGCAACAUCAUCAUCAUCAGCAGCAGCAACAUCAUCAUCAUCAUCAUCAUCAUCAUCAUCAUCAGCAGCAGCACGGCAGCCAGCUGGCCACGCCUCCUCCUCCGACCCUACCUGAGGAGCAUGAACAGUCUUCGCAGUGGUUUGAGAGGAGGAUUGUGGGAGUGUGUGAGCGGAUGAUGAGAGGAGGCCGAUGGAGCGGAGGAGGAGGAGGAGGAGGAGAGAGGCUUCAUCACUCCGUCCGUCACCGUGGGAUGACGCUGCUGCACCUGGCUGCUGCUCAGGGAUACACACACCUGAUACACACUCUGAUCCACUGGAGGAGUGUGAACAGCGACAGCUUGGAUCUGGAACAGGAAGUUGAUCCUCUGAACGUCGACCACUUCUCCUGCACGCCGCUGAUGUGGGCGUGUGCGCUCGGCCACCAGAGGGCAGCAGAGCUCCUGUAUGGUUGGAACAGUUUGGCGUUGGGGAUCCCUGAUUCGCUGGGCCGCCUGCCGCUCGCCGUGGCUCGUUCCCGAGGACACACACGCCUCGCCACGGCGCUGGAGGAGCUGCACACACACACACACAUGACGCCCAGAGACACACACACACACACACCCAGAGACGCACACACACCUCCAGCUGACACACACACACCGGCCACACCGCAGCCACAGAUGCCCCUCUCUCCUCUGUCCACGAGCCCCGACACAGGUCUGAGCUCUUCCAGCAGCCUCCCCUCCCCCAGCGACCCCUCCUCCCCCUCCCCAAGCUCCGCCUACUCCAGUGGCCCCGCCCCCAUGGACACCUCCCCCUCCUCCCCUUCGUCUCCUUCCUCCUCCUCCUCUUCCUCUCUGCCCGUGUCCCCCCCCUCCCCCUCCUCCCUCCCCCUCUCCUCCCUCCCCCUCCUCUCCAUGUGGGGGGAGGAGCCUAACGUCGGCACCUCCAGAGACCCUCACCUGUACCUGAUGGACUACGAGAGCGCCUGCCCCCCCUCCCCCGGACACACACACGCCUUCCCUCACGCACACACGGGGCGGCGGCGGGCUCACGUAACCGCGGCAACGCUGGAGGAGCAGCUGCUGAGCUACAGCGAGAACGCCGAGAACGAAGGAGAGGAGGAGGAGUACCUGGAGGAGGAGGUGCUGCAGGUUGACAUGGCGACGCUGGCGGAGCAGAUCAUCGAGGCGACCCCUGAGCGAAUCAAACAGGAGGAUUUCCCCCGAGGGGCGGAGUCACCGCUCAGAGAGAGGCGGGACAACCCGGCCAUUCAGGACACCUGGUUGGCUACUUACCUGGACACGGUCGACGCCCACACACACUCCCCACCCAGGCGGGUGUGCCCCCCCUCCCCCCUCAGCGCUCUGGCCCUCCAGAGGCUCCGCCCCCCCUCCUCCGCAGCGUGGGCGGAGUUCCUGAACGCCUCGGCCAAUGGGAAGAUGGAGAGAGACUUCGCUCUGCUGACGCUGACGGACGGAGAACAACGAGAACUGUACGAAGCAGCUCGGAUCAUACAGAACGCCUUCAGGAGAUACAAGGGUCGGAGGUUAAAGGAGCAGCAGGACAUGGCUGCAGCUGUCAUACAGAGGUGUUACAGGAAGUACAAACAGUACGCCCUCUAUAAGAAGAUGACGCAGGCGGCCAUCUUGAUCCAGUCGAAGUUCCGUUCGUAUUACGAGCAGAAACGUUUCCAGCAGAGCCGCCGAGCCGCCGUGCUCAUCCAGCAGUACUACCGCAGCUACAAGGAGUACGAGAGGCUGAAGCAGGGGCCGCGGGGGGCCGCCGGACACAACCCCAAACUCAAGGGAUCGUUCUUAACGAAGAAACAGGACCAGGCAGCACGAAAGAUCAUGAGGUUUCUGAGACGCUGCAGACACAGGAUAAAGGAGCUGAAGCAGAGCCGAGAGCUGGAGAGGAGAGGACUGACCACUUAAACCCUUCAUCAUCAUCAUCUUCAUCAUCAUCACCAUCAUCACCAUCAUCAUCAUCAUCAUCAUCAUCACCAUCAUCAUCGUCGUCGUUUACUGAGGACAGAAACAGAGACUGAUGGAGAGAGACAGCGUGACGGAGGAAUGCCUUACCCAGCGCCUGCUCGUCUCUCCUCUGCAUCCUUCGGUUUUCAACCAAUGAACCAACCAACCAACCAACCAACCAACCAACCAAUCAACCAACCAAUCAACCAACCAAUCAACCAACCAA